Messenger RNA from Pristis pectinata (smalltooth sawfish), 7683 nucleotides. RefSeq names its product A-kinase anchor protein 2. Bases 1 to 1188 code for a protein of 395 amino acids. The record is from RefSeq and is a predicted model, not a curated record. The transcript is spliced from 4 exons. Lineage: Eukaryota; Metazoa; Chordata; Chondrichthyes; Rhinopristiformes; Pristidae.
AUGGUGACAGUGACACUUCCGACCAUUGUUUCAAGUGCCCCAGUCUCCCAUCACGGCAGAGGAGCGGCGCUUCAAACGAGACGACAAAACGUGUCCCUGGACUACUCCCUGGGUGGGUCUCAGGAGUUCUCCCAGCCGCAGACACCCCAGGCCCUGACUCCUGUCGACAGGGAGAGAGAGGAGAGCCCUUACAAGAGAGAAGGCGGCUUGGGCUCACUCAGCGAUGACGAAUUGUACAAGCAACGGUCUCCGCUGCUGUUGGACCCGGAGAAGCAGCUGCAUUACCAGGCCGAGCUGGUGGUGAAGAAUGCCAUACAACUAGCCCUGGCACAGGAGACCCACAAUGCCACUGGGGCGGGUGAAGGUCAAAGUGAGCCUCAGAUGGAUUUGGGGAGUGAGCCAGCAGACAUUGCUCGGCCUACACCGCAGGCUGAGCAACCACUUCCGCCUCCGGUGCAGGACCAGAGACCCCAUGUACCCAAGGGUCCAGCGGAGGUGGAGCCAGACCGCCACAAGGAUGACUGCUUCCUGUUGCCCGUAGUAACAACCAAACAGAGCGGCACCGUGGGGGUUGCCAGCAGCAGCGGCUCACAGCCUUCCUUGUACAGGCCGGAGUUCAGCCCCUUCAGCGACGUUGCCAGCUACCUGGAGCCCACGGACUAUUCCAGAACCAACGUCUUCGUCAGCCACUCGCAGGAGCCGGAGGUCAUCGCCCAGUCUGGGCCCUUUAAGCUGCGUUCCCGCAGGCAGAAGACCCUGUCGAUGAUUGAGCAGGAGAUCAGGGCGGCCCAGGACCGAGAGGAAGAGCUUCGGCGACAGAGGGAGGUCCUGAAGACAGUGCAGAGCCCCGGCAGGAGCUCUCGGCCCCAGCCACCACUACCGGCGUGUCCCUCCAGGGCAACAGCCCCCGGAAAAAUUGAGAAAUCCAGUGCAGUGUCACCAGUGACAGAAAGCCCAGUGCCCUCUCCACGGUCUGAGUCCGCACCUGUGGAGCAGGAAUCUUCAGGACAGUCUCGUUCCAGAGGCCUGAUGGAGACGUUACUGGAAGACUAUGAAGUACAGAAGGUUAAGCGGCGAGAGAGGCGGGACGAGCCCAAUGUCCUGGAGGCCACCAGGGUGACCCGCCGGAAGAGCGCCAUGGCUUUGCGCUGGGAGGCUGGCAUUUAUGCCAACCAUGAAGAAAAGUAGUAAACCUUAGCACUGCUACUCAAGGGAAAGGUCAAGAGUAUCUCGUUUUGUUGUGUUUCUUUUGUUUUUGCUGUUGUUGUUGCUGAAGCACAGGUACAAUGCGGCAUAUUUAUCCAGGCAAAGCCAUGCUGGGGUACUCCGCAGAAACAUCCACCUUUGCCAGCACGAUGAUACAGAUAUAAAUGGAGAGUUUCUGUGUUCUCGGAUACAACCCAGCUACCGCAAAAAAAAGAGACAAGGAUUCCCAGACAAUAACUGCAAAACCUGAAGAGCCAGUUACUUGUAUAUGUAUAGAUACUCCUCGCAUCCUUGUAUUUAAUUCUGCACGGGCUAUGUUUAAUUCACAGUCCCUCAGAUUUCCACUGGUGUCAGCCUCCUUGUAAAUAGCCAUGGUAAGGUAUUGCAUAAGCUUUUAUUUUAACUACAGCUCUCAUUUACUUACUAACCCAGGAGGAUAUGUAGCUUAAGAGACGUGUAACAUUGUGGUUUUCAGGGAGCUUCAUCCAUGCAGCAACUUCCACUUAGCUGCCUUGGGCCAAGUCACACACAUCCAAUGCAUAUCAAUCCCACCUUCAUUCCCUCUUUGAUACCUGUCCUUAAUUUAUACCAUUCAUAUUUUGCCAAAGUUGGCAGUGGCAAAGAACUAUGCCAGCUGCUAACUCUAUGAGCAACAGGAUUUGUUUUUAGUUUCUUAAUUUAUUACAGCGGGUGGCACUCACCUUGAUUGGGAAUCAGUGGAACAAUUGGACAAUAAUCUUUGUUACGACAGACCAGGUGGGAAAGUGCAUCGAGGGGGAGUUGCCUCGGGAUUGACUUGCCUUGAGGUUGACUUAUAGCCGAGGCACCAGAAGGACAGCUGAUCAUAGAAACGGACUUUGUUUUGCCAACAUACAGGAAAAGUCAACCCAACCAAACAGUCACACAAAAGCAUCCUAGACCUUUCAAAAGUUCGUUGCUCUCAGGCUCCGUCUCUCGCUCCCUUGCCCUUGGGAAUGCCUGUGCUUGUUGAUUUCCAAUCAGAAUGUGUCUGUGUUGGGUGCAGUGUUACUUACCAGUGGGUAGCUCGAAAAGUGCUGGGCCAGGAAACCGCAGAAAAUGGGGGCUCCAGCAUUAUACUGAGCAUCUCAGAUCAUGUGGGUAGUGUUAGUCAAAACAGCCUCUGGCUCCUCCAGAAAUUGUGUUGCAUAUACCAAUCUUUUCUUAGUUUUCUGGAGUCUUAAUAAGGACAAAGUAAUGUAGUCAGGGAAGUAAGAGAGCAAAAGGUGCUGCUGUGAUAGGUGCAUGAGAUUGUUUUCUGCAGAUAACCGGUUAGAACAUGCAAAAGAAUUGUGGUGUUUAUUCCUGUACUUUUUAUCAAUUAAGGAUUGUUCAGGGCUGACAGUUUUGCUGAAAUUUAGCCUCCUUUAACUCCGUGGUAAAGCAAAACCAUUAAACAGAUUGAUUAAUCCUCCAUUCAGUAUCAUACAUCACUAACCUCCGUAUGGAAGAUAUGUGCCAGUAUUGAGACUUUAUGCUAUGCAGUUUUUUGCCCUUUUAUGUGCUUGUGUUACGAAUGCAAGUAGGACAAUAUAAACAUGGGCUGAAGCACGAUAAAGGAGUAGACUUUACCUCCCGGAUUCUGACUCGGCUUAAAAAUGUUGAAUCCCCCUGACAACGGCAGAAUCUAUCCAGAUAUCAGCAGAUGUAUUUUGCAGUCGAUUACACAUUCUGGGUUUGCUUUAUUCCCAUUCGUGUGUGUGUGUGUGUGUGUGUGUGUGUGUGUGUGUGUGUGUGUGUGUGUGUGUGUGUGUGUGUGUGUGUGUGUGUGUGUGUGUGUGUGUGUGUGUGUGUGUGUGUGUGUGUGUGUGAGAGAGAGAGAGUUUGUUCUAUGAAGAAAACAAUUAAUCAGUAAUUCAAUGAGCCAACUGUUCUGAUGGGCAAUUGAUAAUGACAGUAUGAGGAGCUAACCUUGAAGAUAAAGGGAGGUACUAACCUAUCAAUAUAUAUAUUUUGUAUUCUUAUAGAUAUAUAUAUAUAUGUAUUAUUGCACAUUGAAAUUAUGCUGGUGUACCUGUGAGUUCACACAAACAGUGAUAUUUCUGUCAUUAUCCAAACCUGGUUCUGCAUUUAAGUUGUAUUUUUUCACAGGCCUGUGCAUGUUGAUUUAUUUGCUGUUCUACAGGCUGUUGUUUGAUACUAGUAAUGAUUACAGACUGACUGAUGAUUGACUUCUUGUUCAUUACAAACUCCUUGUGCUGAAUGCCCCAAGUGGUCUUUGUGUGAUCUAAGUAAGCCAUUUGACCACACUCCUACAUGACUGAAUUUGUGAAGUAUCACUGGGUAUUAUAUUUGGCUGAAUUGUAUUUGGAGUUGCCAUCCCAGUUUAGCCAUAGUUCUGGGAAGUUUCUUAACGUAACUUCCCACUGCCAAUGCCCCACCCCUAUUUCCCCAUCAUUGGUCACCCAAUAUAUUCCAUGUCCAAUUGGAUAGCAAAAUACUCUUUGUUACCUGAUUGGAUCAGUCCUGAAUCUUAGCUGAACAGCCUUUUCCACCUAUCUCUGAUGUGUUUAUCACAAAUGAACCCAAAGUGCAAAUCAAAAUGAAAAAGCCACACAGUUUUCUUGAAUCCCCGAAUGAUUUUGCAUGCAAAUUAUUUCUUUUUGUUUAAGAGGUUGAAAUGAAGUUGUGUGGGGUGAUCAGUCUUAUUUGGAGGCAAGGAUGAUGGGGAUUUUAAAUGUGCAAGUUGGCUGAAUACUUUUUUGAUGGCAUCACUUGCUUUGUUUGGAGAUGAAAGCAUGAAAAUUGUCAAGGGCAGCAUUAGGAAGUAAAGUCUACUUUGCAAUGCAAGAAAUAUGACAGUUACAAGGCUCAGCAGUUCCUCUGUGCAAUUUCCCUUCCUCGUCUAGUGAGAGGUUCACAAUUGGAACCACUAUGAUUCUGGAUUCUACAGACGAGGCCCUCAACUCUUAAACAAAAAGGUCUAUCAUUUGGAACCCAGAUAUGAGAAAGGUUAGCAUUGAUUAUUUUUGCCAUUGGUUGAUUGAGUUUUUCCCUUUCUCUACCAAAAUGCAGCAGCAAAUUCUGAAAAGUGUUGUUUUUACAGAAAAAAAUGAUUAACAAAAAUAUAAAAAAGAGAAUGCAGAGGUUACGAAAAUGUCUUAAUCUGCAAAGUCAGUAGAAUGGUAAAAGCAAGGACUUUACCCAGAAGAACACAAGGCCCUGAUGGAUAGAAGUACAAGAAAUGGAGCAUAUCCCUCAGGUCAGCACUGCAAUAAGGGAUGCAGAAGCCUAGUGCUGAUGCAAUCUAGUGCUCUUCACUGAUGUUCUGCAAGCAUGAAAUCAAAUCCCACCACUGCAGCUGAGGAAUUUCAGUUCAGGUUAUUGACUACAAAAUUAGUACCAGUAAUAGUGACCAUGACACUCCAUCUGGGCCACUAAUGAUGCUUUGGGAAAAGGAAAUCUGUACCAAAUGUGACUGCAUACCCAGAGUAGUGUACUUGAUAUGAUUACAAAUGAACUGGUCAAGGGAACCAUUCAGUUUAAAGGCAAUUAAGAGAUGGGCAAUAAAUACUGGCCUUAUUGGAUUCCAUGAAUGCCUGCAUGUAGAACAAAGCUAACAACAAUAGCGUCUGUGCAGGUUGCUCCUGGCACUGCAAGUCAUUAUGAUGACCAUACCCUUUAUGUAGAGAGGCAAACUCCGAUGAUUCUGUUCAGUUUUCCUAAACCUCAAGGGCUGAGAUUUCAAGGGCAGGAAUUUCCAACAGCAUGCCUACUCCUUGAGUGCUACAGCUUGAUAUUUAUGAUACUGCACAGUGCAGAUGAUGUAAUUCUCAUUCACUCCAAAUUGAACUUGUGUCCCUAUGAAAGUGGGAGAACACAGUACAAUGUGCUCAGUGACAUUUUUGCAUGCUGUGUCCUAUUUUAAUGCAGUGUCUCCAUUGCAGAGAAGUACUGCUCCAGUUUGUAACAGGAAAGAAAGACGGGGAUUAUUUUCAAUUUACUGAGGGGGGGGGGGGGGUUGUGUUGGGUUCCUUGGCUUUGAGUAAACAUGCUGGUAAGUCUAGCUCUUAGAACGAAUCAAUCGUGUCAUCUUUCCUUUUCAUUAAAAUAUAUAAAUACUUCCAAAUCAAGGGGAGCACCAUGGCGCAGCAUUUACUGCCUCCCAGCUCCAGGGACACAAGUUCGAGCCUGACCCCCGGUGCCACCUGCAUUGAAUUUGUAUGUUCGCCUGUGAGCAGGUUCUGCCGAGUGCUCCACUUUUCUCCCACAUCCCAAAAAAUAUGCUAUAGGUUAACUGGUUACUCCAAAUUACACCCUAGUGUAGGUGGGUGGCAAAAGAAUCAAAUGGGAUUUGAUGGAUGUUUGAGAGAGAAUAAGUUGCAAGGAAAUAAGGAAAGUGAAUGGGAAUGAUAGGUUGGCACUGCUGGGAACCAACAAUCAGGUGGGCCAAAUGGCCUCCUAUAUCAUAAUAAGUAAGAAAGUUAAAUUGAGUAAUCGGCACAGAAACAGGUCACUCAGUCCAAGUUUGCCAGUGUUUAUUCUUGGGGGAGAGGGAGAGGGAGAGGGAGGGGGUGAUUCUACAUGUUGAUGUUGCUGCUGCUAACUCUUUACUGAGAAGUAUUUCCUCCCAAAGUUCAGCCCCAUCGUUCAAGAGAAAGGACUGCAAAUUAAAUCAAACUCCCCAACUCUUGUUUAGGGAAAUAAUUCACCAGAGGAACAGAAGAAUCAAGAUUCUAUCUGAGCAUCCACUCCACUGUCAGCAGAAGUGAAAAGUAAUAUGUGUUUGUCUGCUCAAGAGGCAUACCUCUGCUAUCCUUUGAAUUAUGUAGAAUUUACCACACGGAAACAGGCCAUUUAGCUCGACUAGUCCAUGGAGGCCGUCUUCCACAAAAAGCCUCCUCCCACCCUACUUCAUCUCACCUUAUCACCAUAACCUUUAAACACACUUAGGCCAGUUACCUCAACUGCUUCAGUGUGGCAGUGUGUCCCAUCUUUAACAGCAUGUCCUUUUCAUUCCUUCCUCGGUGAAGUCUAUCAAAUUUAAUGCAAUUUCUCUCCUUUCACUCCAAAUCAGAGAAAUAGACACACACUUUUGGUGCGAUUCAUUUCCCAUUUACAAAGCUUGUACUACAGCAGGAGGGAAUUAGGGUACAGGGUAAUUGAUAAGUUAGGGUAUUGAUCCUAAUAUAAUACAUGUUUGUUACCCUGAGGACAAUGCUGGUAAAGGGUGGUAUAGUAUCUACAGUGACAAUCAAAAAAACCUGCAGAUUGCUGGAAAUCUAAAGUAAAAAUAGAAAAUAUUGGAAAUGGUCAGGCCACUUCUCAGGGAAGAGAAACUGUUAACGUUUCAGGUGGACGACCUUCUUCAGAACUGGAAAGGAGAGCAAAGAAGCUGGAUAAACUGCAGGGAGGUGGGGCUGUCUAUGAAAGGAUAAAACUGAGGUGACCAUGGGGCUAUGUUGUAAACAAGGUUAUCUGGUCAAUGAGUGAAUGGGAGCAGUCAGAGGGCGAGAACAUAGACAAAGAAUGUAGGAGUUGUGAAGUCCAGAGCAGGGGGAUAUGCCCAGCAGGUCAGGCUUCCGUCUUCAACUUGAAAUAUUAAUUCUGUUUCUCUUCCCACAGAUGCAGCCUGAUGUGUAUUUCCCACAAUUUGUAUCUCUAUAAUAUAUAUACAAUAUUUUGUAACAGAGAUGUGAAUGCAUAUAGGCCAUGUAAUAGCUCAAUUUGCUGUAUUAUUCUGCAUAAGUGAUAAAAUAGGGUACAUGGGGCAAGUUAUAUUAUAACAAUACGAUAUAUCGAUAUGCAUACCAACAACUAUGACAUGAGGUUUGGGUAUACGUCCUAGCAGAAGUGUAUUACUGAAGAAUAUAAGUGCUGCACAAUGUGAUGUGUUUGCUAAAAACAUGACCUGUUAUGAUAUAGAAUGCAUUAAUAUGCAGGGUAUACGUGAUGAUGUAGGGUUCAUAUACCAUAGCUUUAUACCCUAAUUAUUGUCAUAUGUAGUAAUGUAGUGUUUUUUGCAAUAGUUUAGAGUACAUGAUACUAAUUAAUGGUAAAUCUGAUUAUGUAGGGUAUGUGUGAUCACUUCAGUCCAUGAUAAAUAGGUCAUAUGUGAUGAAGCAGAGUGUGUUAUCAAAUGUGAUAUUGGCCACUAAAACAAAAGCAAUCUUCAGUCAGUCAGUCAGUCAGUCAAACUGAUGGGAGCUCCUGUUUGACCCAAAAUGCACAACAUAUUCCCAUUGGCUCUUUAACAUAACUGGUGCAGCAGAUUGGUUGGAACAGUGCAGAUUUUUGUUUCUGUUGGUAAAGCCAAAGUAUUGAAACUUUAAUUUCUAGAUCUGUUGUUAUGAACUUUUAUUAUGUAGCUACUCGAACAAUGCCUAAACUUUAUGGAAUUAUAAAUAUAUUUUAAAGUGAAUAUUGGCUGGGUAUUUUUAUAAGGAGAACUCCAAUGGAGUAUCAAAGAUGUAUAUCACUAUGCAGGACAAUGUUGCAAUAAAAUCUGGCUUUGCUUAA